AUGCAGAAGGAGCAACCUGUGGCUUAUGCAUCAAGAGCCUUGAAUACAGCUGAGAGAAACUAUGCACAAAUCGAAAAAGAGAUGCUUGGAAUCGUGUAUGGACUACAGAAAUUCAACGAGUAUGUGUAUGGUAAAACAGUGUUAGUGGAAACAGACCACAAACCACUAGAGAGCCUGUUUAAAAAACCAUUGUCUAGUGCACCUCCACGACUUCAACGUAUGAUGUUGAAAGUUCAGCAACAUGACUUAGUGGUGAAAUACAAAGCUGGCAAGGAACUCUACAUUGCGGACACAUUGUCAAGAUCAACAGGAUCAGAUCCAGCUGAAGAGCAGGAGGAACAGUAUGAAGUUCAUGUUAUAGAGACUAUUCCUGUGAGUCAGGAAAAGGUGAUGUUAUUUCAGAGUGAAACCAAAAAAGACCCUGUUCUCAUGAAACUGAAGGACACAGUUCUACAGGGAUGGCCAACAAACCGGAAGGAUUUAGACAGUGAACUUACUCCAUACUGGAACUUUAGAGAUGAGAUAAGCAUUGUUGAUGGCUUAUUGUUAAAAGGAGAUCGUAUCAUUACACCAGAGCAACUUAGACCCCAGAUGUUGAAAAUUCUGCACAGCAGUCACCUGGGACAAGAGAAAUGUAUACAGCGAGCUAAAUCAACAUUGUUUGGGCCAGGAAUAAUCAUGCAGUUGAAGGACAUGAUAGAACAGUGCAAUAUUUGCAACCGCUACAGGAAUGCGCAGCAAAAGGAGCCAAUGAUACCACACGACAUCCCAAAUCGUCCUUGGCAGAAAGUUGCAGCAGACAUUAUGUUUUUUGGGAAUGCAAGAUACUUGAUAACCGUUGACUACUUCUCGAAGUUCAUAGAGAUCAACCGCUUACAAGAUGGGAAAGCCGCCACCGUUAUCGACAUUCUGAAGCAACACUUUGCUCGACUAGGAAUCCCUGAAGAGUUCAUUAGUGACAAUGGACCUGAAUUCGCAAACCAUGAAUUCAAAAACUUUUCGAAGGAAUAUGACUUCCGUCAUAUUACAUCUUCGCCGAGAUAUCCACAGAGCAACGGUAUGGCUGAAAGAGCUGUGCAGACCAUCAAAAAUCUGUUUAGGAAGGCACAGGAUGACCACAAGGAUCCGUAUAUUGCGCUCAUGGAGUUGAGGAAUUCAGAAAUACCAGGAGUGAAACUUUCACCAGCACAGCUUCUAUUUGGACGAACCACAAGGACGCUCGUACCAACCGUCAAAUCCAAAUUGCGACCAAUGGGAUUUAACUCAGAACUUGUUCGCGAGGAACUCCAGAACAUUAAAGAUGCACAAAAGUCUCUUUACGAUCGCAACUCAAAACCUCUUAAACCACUUGACAACGGAGAUGUGGUACGUGUUAGGAUUCCAGGACAGUCUAUCAAAACACCAGGAAGAAUCGUUAGACCUGCAGAAACACCGAGAUCGUAUUUCGUACAACAAGGGAAUACCACCGUGAGGAGGAACCGCAGAGACCUUAUCAAAACGAAAGAACUGAGCACAGAACAACCAGUAGAUACCGAAGAGUCUGUUAACGGUCACUGUGAUUCGUUUUGUGAUAACUCUAACCGUGUCAAUGGUCCGUCUAUCAAUUCUGGAGACGAAACAACUAGUGUUACCACAUCGAGUGGUCGGGUGAUCAAAGCACCUCGCAGGCUGGUGACGGAGUGUUAA
Molecule: messenger RNA, 1686 nt
Organism: Saccostrea cuccullata (small rock oyster)
Lineage: Eukaryota; Metazoa; Mollusca; Bivalvia; Ostreida; Ostreidae
Exons: 1
Coding region: 1-1686 (561 amino acids)
Biological process (GO): DNA integration
Molecular function (GO): nucleic acid binding
Source: RefSeq, a predicted model, not a curated record